Molecule: messenger RNA, 1675 nt
Organism: Cornus florida
Lineage: Eukaryota; Viridiplantae; Streptophyta; Magnoliopsida; Cornales; Cornaceae
Product: tubulin alpha chain-like
Exons: 4
Coding region: 139-1494 (451 amino acids)
Biological process (GO): mitotic cell cycle; microtubule cytoskeleton organization
Cellular component (GO): cytoplasm; microtubule
Molecular function (GO): structural constituent of cytoskeleton; GTP binding
Source: RefSeq, a predicted model, not a curated record
UAAUUUCUUAACACUCCCAGUUUUUUGGCCUAGACGUCUUCGUAUACGUCUUUGGCAUCUCUCUUUCCUUCUCCGUCUCUCUCUUUCUCUCUCUAUUUCUUUCUUUCUCCUCAGUUUGCUAACAACUUCUCAGACAAAAUGAGAGAGUGCAUAUCGAUCCACAUUGGUCAGGCUGGGAUUCAGGUUGGAAAUGCCUGUUGGGAGCUUUACUGCCUUGAACAUGGCAUUCAGCCUGAUGGACAAAUGCCCAGUGACAGAACAGUUGGUGGAGGCGAUGAUGCCUUCAACACAUUCUUCAGUGAAACCGGUGCCGGAAAGCAUGUCCCUCGCGCUGUUUUCCUCGACUUAGAACCUACUGUCAUCGACGAAGUCAGGACCGGGACUUACCGCCAAUUGUUUCACCCAGAGCAACUCAUUAGCGGCAAAGAAGACGCUGCCAACAACUUUGCUAGAGGCCAUUACACAAUUGGCAAAGAGAUUGUGGAUUUGUGUCUGGAUCGCAUAAGAAAGCUUGCAGACAACUGCACUGGUCUUCAAGGGUUUUUGGUUUUCCAUGCCGUUGGUGGUGGGACUGGCUCCGGCCUUGGCUCUCUGCUUCUUGAAAGGCUUUCCGUCGACUACGGAAAGAAAUCGAAGCUGGGCUUCACAGUUUACCCUUCCCCUCAGGUCUCAACCUCUGUUGUUGAACCUUACAACAGUGUUCUGUCCACCCAUUCUCUCCUGGAGCACACAGAUGUUUCAGUGCUUCUUGACAAUGAAGCAAUCUAUGACAUAUGCCGUAGAUCAUUGGACAUCGAAAGACCCACAUACACCAAUCUCAACAGGCUUGUCUCUCAGGUCAUUUCCUCACUGACAGCGUCUCUCCGGUUUGAUGGAGCUCUAAAUGUGGAUGUGACUGAAUUCCAAACCAAUUUAGUCCCAUACCCAAGAAUCCAUUUCAUGCUUUCUUCGUAUGCCCCGGUUAUUUCAGCAGAAAAGGCGUACCACGAGCAACUCUCAGUUGCAGAGAUCACAAACAGUGCAUUUGAGCCGUCCUCCAUGAUGGCCAAAUGUGAUCCGCGCCACGGGAAGUACAUGGCUUGCUGCUUGAUGUACAGAGGUGAUGUGGUGCCUAAGGAUGUGAAUGCAGCCGUGGCCACAAUCAAGACCAAGAGGACCAUCCAAUUUGUGGACUGGUGCCCAACUGGGUUCAAGUGCGGAAUCAACUACCAGCCUCCUACUGUGGUCCCUGGGGGUGAUUUGGCUAAGGUUCAGAGGGCUGUGUGUAUGAUUUCCAACUCCACUAGUGUGGCUGAGGUGUUUUCGAGGAUUGAUCACAAGUUUGAUCUCAUGUAUGCGAAGCGUGCGUUUGUGCACUGGUAUGUUGGUGAAGGCAUGGAGGAAGGAGAGUUUUCGGAGGCUAGGGAGGACUUGGCUGCUCUGGAGAAGGACUAUGAGGAAGUUGGUUUGGAGUCUGCUGAAGGAGAGGAUGAUGAUGGUGAAGAUGAGUACUAGAGGGCAUGAUUGAUUUAGUCCUUAUUUUUAUAUUUUAUAUUUUAUUUUUUCAGUUUGGGAAUCCAAUUAUGGACUCGCUCGUCUGUAAUUGGAAAUGCAAUUAGCAAUUAGCGACUGUUCCUGUCAUCAGUUUAUCUAAUUUUACAUAAAUGGUUGAACGAAAACUUUGCUUAAUCUUAAA